AGCCCAGCAGUCCAUCCGUACCCCUGGCUGGCUGGGAAGUCCUAUUCUUCAGCCUGAGUUCUCGGAGAACCAAGGGCCAACUGAGAGACCCUGGGUGUCAUGCAGCCCACGUGAGGAGGGCACGCACCCUUGAGAGGCGGCCUGGCCCCUGGGGAGCACUGUGACCACAGAGUCCUUUCCCCGCCAGCCUCUGGAUCUGCAGUUGAGAAAACUGGCACGAAGGUCACCCAGCAAGGUCAUGGCAGCCUGAGGCUCCAUGUAACUGUGGACAGUGAGGACCAGUGGGGCAGGAAAACUUCCAAAGACCCUCAUCACCCUCCCCAACAAGGAUCGCAGGCGGGGCCCAGCUCUUCUCUCCGGUGCGGGUGGCCAUGGUGCGGAACGUGGACGACCUGGAUUUCCACGUGCCGUCGCAUGCGCAGGACAUGCUGGACGGCCUGCGGCGGCUGCGCUCACAGCCCAAGCUGGCCGAUGUCACGCUUCUGGUGGGCGGCCGGGAGCUGCCCUGCCACCGCGGCCUCCUGGCACUCAGCAGCCCCUACUUCCAUGCCAUGUUCGCGGGCGACUUUGCUGAGAGUUUCUCGGCGCGCGUGGAGCUGCAGGACGUGGAGCCCGGGGUGGUGGGGCAGCUGGUGGACUUUGUGUACACGGGCCGGCUGACGGUCACACAGGGCAAUGUGGAGGCGCUGACCCGCACGGCCGCCCGCCUGCACUUCCCCGCCGUGCAGAAGGUGUGCGGCCGCUACCUGCAGCAGCAGCUGGACGCCACCAACUGCCUGGGCAUCUGUGAGUUCGGGGAGCAGCAGGGGCUGCUGGGCGUGGCCGCCAAGGCCUGGGCCUUCCUGCGGGAGAACUUCGAGGCCGUGACCCAGGAGGACGAGUUCCUGCAGCUGCCCCAGGACCGGCUGGCUGCCUGUCUGGCCGGGGAGCUGCUGCAGGUGCAGCCGGAGCAGAGCCGGUUGGAGGCCCUGCUGCGCUGGGUACGCCAUGACCCACAAGCCCGGGCUGUCCACCUCCCCGAGCUGCUCCGCUUGGUGCGCCUGGACGCCGUGCCCAGACCCUGUGUGCAGCAGCUGCUGGCCACCGAGCCGCUGAUCCGGGAGUCGGAGGUGUGCCGCGUGGCCCUGUCGCAGGGCCACGAUGAGGCACAGCUGGCCCUCCCGCAGAAGCUGGAGGAGGUUCUGGUGGUGGUGGGUGGGCGGGCCUUGGAGGAGGACGAGGAGGGUGCCCAGGAGCCUGCCCCUCACCCCAGGAACUUCGCCUUCUACAACAGCAAGGCCCAGAGGUGGAUGGCGCUCCCGGACUUCCCCGACUACCACAAAUGGGGCUUCUCCCUCGCCGCGCUCAACAACACAGUCUACGUCACAGGUGGCUCCCGGGGCACGAAGACAGACACCUGGUCAACCACCCAGGCCUGGAGCUUCCCUCUGAAGGAGGCCACCUGGAAGCCAGUGGCCCCUAUGCUGAAGGCCCGCACCAACCACGCCAGCGCCGCACUCAAUGGGGAGAUCUAUGCCAUCGGCGGCACCACCCUGGACAUGGUGGAGGUGGAGAGCUAUGACCCCUACACGGACGUCUGGACCCCUGUCCGCCCCGCCCUCAAGUAUGUCAGCAACUUCUCGGCGGCUGGCUGCGGGGGCCGGCUGUACCUGGUGGGCUCCAGCGCCUGCAAGUACAACGCCCUGGCUCUCCAGUGUUACAACCCUGUCACAGACGUGUGGAGCGUGAUCGCCUCGCCCUUCCUCCCCAAGUACCUGUCCUCUCCGCGCUGUGCCGCACUGCAGGGAGCCCUCUACCUGGUCGGCGACAACACCAAGAAAGUCUACGUGUACGACCCCGGGGCCAACCUGUGGCAGAAGGUGCAGUCCCUGCACAGUUUGCAUGAGAACGGCGCGCUGGUGCCACUAGGUGACGCACUGUACGUGACCGGCGGCCGCUGGCAGGGCAUGGAUGGCGACUACCUUGUGGAGAUGGAGGCCUACGACCGUGGGCGUGAUGCCUGGACCCGCCACGGCUCCCUGCCCCGCCUCUGGCUCUACCACGGGGCCUCGACCGUCUUUCUGGACGUGUCCAAGUGGACCCAGCCCUUCAGCCCAGCCCAGGAGCACUGAGCAGCUCCUCGUCCCAUGGGGCCGGGCCUGGCUGCACCCUGACCCCGAGGGAUGCCCCCCUUUGGGGUUGGGCUUCCUUGUCCACUAAGUGCUGGUCUCAGGCCACCGGGGACAUCAGAGGACAUAGCCUCAGUCCCCGCAGCCACCGCACUAACU
Lontra canadensis (Northern American river otter) is the source of this 2267-nucleotide messenger RNA. It is a transcript of the gene KLHL30, whose product is annotated as kelch like family member 30. The record is from RefSeq and is a predicted model, not a curated record. Gene Ontology annotation, molecular function: protein binding. The coding region runs from base 372 to 2111 and encodes 579 amino acids. Lineage: Eukaryota; Metazoa; Chordata; Mammalia; Carnivora; Mustelidae. The transcript is spliced from 9 exons.